Acanthamoeba castellanii str. Neff is the source of this 1194-nucleotide messenger RNA. RefSeq names its product proteasome (prosome, macropain) 26S subunit, nonATPase, 6, putative. Gene Ontology annotation, biological process: proteasome-mediated ubiquitin-dependent protein catabolic process. The transcript has 5 exons. Gene Ontology annotation, molecular function: protein binding. Lineage: Eukaryota; Discosea; Longamoebia; Acanthamoebidae. Bases 1 to 1194 code for a protein of 397 amino acids. The record is from RefSeq and is a predicted model, not a curated record.
AUGGCUACGCUCUCGAUCACUGAGGAAGAGGCCUCGAUGCCCAAGAACCCUGACCUCGAGCUGGCCCAAAAGAGAUUCCUUCUCACGCUCAACGAUGAAAUCGUGCCCCCCGAGGAGAAGCAGACCAUCAAGGACGAGCUCUUUGAGGCUGUCAAGAAAGACAACAUGCUGCCAUUCUACCAAGCUCUGUGCGAACAGUUCAAAUGGAAGGUCGACACCGCGCUGGUUGAGACCAUGAAGGCCGAGAUUGAGAAGAAGGUGAAGGAAUUGAACGACACGAUCGCUGAUGCCGAAGAGAAUCUGGGCGAGAGCGAGGUGCGAGAGGGGUUCCUCGCGAGGGCCGACUUCUACUGCAGAAUCGGCGACAAGGAGAAGGCCAUCCAGGCGUUCAGGGAGACCACAGAGAAGACCGUGGGUCUUGGCCAGAAGCUGGACAUCCUCUUCACUCUCAUCAGGAUGGGCUUCUUCUGGAACGACAACGAUCUCGUCACCAGAAACAUUGAGAAGGCCAAGAGCAUGAUCGAGCAGGGUGGUGACUGGGACAGGAGGAACAGGCUCAAGGUCUACGAGGCUCUCUACAACGCGUCCAUCCGCAAAUUCUCGGAGGCGGCCACCCUCUUCCUCGAGGGCCUCGCCACCUUCACUUCCUACGAACUCUGCACAUACAACCACUUCAUCUUUUACGCCAUCCUCAUGUCCGCCGUGUCCAUCGACCGCGUCAACCUCAAGAAGAAGGUCACCGACGCGCCCGAGGUGCUGGCCGUCAUCCGCGACCCCGAGCUCAGCAGGGUGGGCGACCUCAUCAACUCCAUCUACAACAGCGAGUACGCCACUUUCUUCCAGAGCUUGGCUGAGGUCACCGACCGAGUCAAGCGGGAUCGCUACCUGGCCGUCCACGUGCGAUACUACUGCAGAGAGAUGAGGAUCAAGGCCUACGCCCAGUUGCUCGACUCCUACCGCAGCGUGCGCCUCGACUCCAUGGCCAAGGCCUUUGGCGUCACUGAGGAGUUCCUCGACAGGGAGCUGUCGCGGUUCAUCACCACUGGCCGCCUGCACUGCAAGAUCGACAAGGUGGACGGCAUCGUCGAGACCACGCGUCCCGACUCGAAGAACGCGCAGUACCAGGAGAUGCUCAAGUGCGGCGACGCCCUUCUCAACCGCGUCUCCAAGCUCUCCAGGAUCAUCAACCUGUAA